CUUGAACAUCCACAGCUUGACCUAAAAUGCCUCGACGGCCUCGUCCUGCCCACAGACGUCCACCUAAAAGAGCUAUUUUACAUGAGGAAACCUCGAAGCUCAAACAGGAUCUGACAAGGGGUGCUUCCAGACGCCAUGAUCCAACGUCUCCACAUGAACGCGACGAGGAAAGCGAGGCAGAGUCCAGCACAUUUGAACAGUCUGCGGAAGGGGUAGAAGCUGUAGCGGGUCCCGCGUUGGACGGCUCAGACGAUGAUGAUGAGGGCCAUGAGGAACAGUUACUUGAGGAUAUAGACAUCGAUGCAGCCCGCGUUGCGCAAUGGGUUGAUGAAGAGGAGCUCGACGAAAUGGAUGGGGAUGAGAGCGAAUCCGAGCCCAGCAGUGCCGAGGAGGAAGGGGCCGAUCUUGAAAAUGAUCUCGCAUCCUUGCCAUUUGGCGCUUUGCGCAACGCUCAGAAAGCGUUAGCUCGUGCUCGAGCGAUGAGCGAAUCGGACGAGGAGGAGGAGAUAGCUGAUUCUGAGCCAGAAUUGAUAGCUUCCGGUUCGGAUGUCAAAGGCAAAGGCAGGGAGGUAGAUGCACCCCCAAAGCCUAAGCCAGAAAUUCCGAAGAGGAACAACAAGCAUGCCCCAACUGAAGUCAGCUCAAAAAAGCCUGUGCCUCGGAAAAAGCUGGGUGUGGAGGGAGAGAAAGUAGUCCCUCGCGAUCCGCGAUUCCUGCCUCUUACAGGUGAAUUUUCCGCGAAGAGAUUCCAGUCUCAGUACGGAUUCCUGGCGGGGAUGCACACAGAAGAAAUGAAGGCGUUGAAAGGGAACUUGAAGCGUGCUCGGGAGCUAUUGUUUAGUUCUCCAAGAAACCUUAGAGAAGAACGAGAAAAGGAAGUGCAGAGGCUGGAGCGUGCUUUCAAGCGAGCGGAAAGCAUGGUGAACAAGGACAGGCGGGGAAAGGUGGAAGAGGAGGCGCUGGACCGAGCGGCUAAGGAGGAGAAGGAGAAAAGGAAAGCUGGAAAGGGAGCAUGGCACAUGAAGAAUUCGAACAAGAAAGAACUGCUAAUGCGGGCCAAAUACGAGGCUCUUGCAGCUUCGGGCGGACGAAGCGCAGUGAGAAAGGCGAUAGAGAAGAAGCAGAAAAAGGAGACGCAGAAAGAGAAGAAGCGAAGGCCGUUUGCUCCGGGGCCAGCUCAGGGCGUAGAGCGGAAACGGUCCAAUACUGGAUCCGGAGAUGGUGGCCCCAGGAACAGCAAGCGGCGAAGAGAGGAAUAAAUACAUCGAUUUCUGCUAUGUGUAUGUUCUACUGUACAAUGCUGGGCAGGGACUCAGUCACG
Laetiporus sulphureus 93-53 is the source of this 1321-nucleotide messenger RNA. RefSeq lists its product as uncharacterized. The record is from RefSeq and is a predicted model, not a curated record. Gene Ontology annotation, biological process: maturation of SSU-rRNA from tricistronic rRNA transcript (SSU-rRNA, 5.8S rRNA, LSU-rRNA). The transcript is spliced from 6 exons. NCBI's taxonomy places the organism in Eukaryota, Fungi, Basidiomycota, Agaricomycetes, Polyporales, Laetiporaceae. Bases 27 to 1259 code for a protein of 410 amino acids. Gene Ontology annotation, cellular component: 90S preribosome; nucleolus.